Toxorhynchites rutilus septentrionalis is the source of this 2505-nucleotide messenger RNA. RefSeq names its product RINT1-like protein (gene Rint1). Lineage: Eukaryota; Metazoa; Arthropoda; Insecta; Diptera; Culicidae. The transcript has 4 exons. Gene Ontology annotation, biological process: endoplasmic reticulum to Golgi vesicle-mediated transport; retrograde vesicle-mediated transport, Golgi to endoplasmic reticulum; regulation of ER to Golgi vesicle-mediated transport. Gene Ontology annotation, cellular component: Dsl1/NZR complex. Bases 150 to 2336 code for a protein of 728 amino acids. The record is from RefSeq and is a predicted model, not a curated record.
CAACUGCUGGAGAAAUGUCAUCUGCGGUGGAUGAUGAUGAUGUGUUUACAAGUUCCAAUGAUCACGAAUUUCUACGGUAUGUUCAGUUUGUUCGCUAUCCCAAAUCCCAAAUAAUUGACCCCAGCCAGUAAGUAGCCACCCCCCCCCCAAUGCAAAGACAUUCCACACCGAAAAUGACGAUCGAAGAUCGUGUUGUCGCCCAAUUGAACACGGAACUGGGUCCGGGUUUCAAUGCGCUGACCAAAAGCGAUGAACUGGUUCGGAGUUACCGUGCUGAUCUGGACCGAUUGGCCACAAAAUUAACGCUUAGUGAUGAGAGCUGUGCCCCGGAGCUGAAGAAUGCGGUGCAAUCUUGCUCGUGGAAGUACACCGAACUGGAGGAAGCGGCUGACAAUCUCGAGGCGUACGAGGAGAAACUGCUCGAGACGAUCGAUCGGCACAGUGAGGUGAUGUCACGAAUCGAUGGGCAUUUGAAGAAGAUAAAGAAGUUGGAGAAUAUGAAGGAGUAUUUUCUGAUUUUGCUGGACAUCCAGAAUAUUGGCCAAGAGCUGACGGUCACGGUCAAUGGGAAAGAUGAGAAUAAAACGAUUAGUUUGUACGUUGCUUUGAGUGGGAAUUUGUCGAACAGUAUUUUAGAUCGAUUGCAGGGGGUUGAGGCACCACAUUUGAAGAUGUAUGCUAGGAAUACUGCGUUCUAUUGGCACGAUAUUUUGAAGGAAAAGUUUUCCAAGGAAUUCGAGGCCAUUUUGAAGACCAUAAAAUGGCCCAACUUGAACCAAUCUUUGGAAACAUUCAAUCCUUCCAAGGAGAAUAUUAGCAAAUUGAUUAUCCUGGCGGAAUAUCUGUUCUUAGUGAAAGUACCUGGUGAUCAAAAUUUGUUGAACGUUAAACUCACUCCGUCAAUUAUAUGUCCUCCAUUCACUACUGUUACGGAAUUGUUGCUUAAACCAUUCCGACUAAGAUUCCAAUUCCAUUUCUCCGGAAACAAGCAAACCAAUCGUUUGGAUAAACCGGAAUGGUAUUUCACACAAAUUUUGUCAUGGGCAAAGGAAAAUCAUGUGUUUGUAGGACAAAACUUCCAGAGUGCAGCUCUCAGGGCUGGUGUCACCAACCAUAAUGUCAGGCUGGAGUUCAUACGCGGUCUCGUGCAGUUGGCCAUCGAAAAGCUGGUGGGAGACAUCGAUUCCAUAUGUCAGGAGGAGACAGUAUUUGCACAUCUCAUUGAUGAAGUGCUUGCGUUCGAACAGGAGCUGAAGAGUACCCUCGGGUACCCUACCAGUCUUCCGAGCGCAAUAUCUGUGCUGAUUCAACCCAAAUAUUUGGUGAAGUGGAUGGCGAUUGAGGAAAAGUUUACAACCGACAAAAUGGACGCAAUGUUGAAAAGUGAUGACCCGUGGCGCUUCCUAGAUCCUGCCAAUUUGGACGAUAUGAAAAUUCCUAAGUGUGCGGAUCAGUUUAUUUGUCUUCUGGACGCUAUCAAGGAACGAUAUUGUGCCCUUCCCCAGCCAGGACAGCAAUUACAAUUCCUGGAUCUUCAGCUCAAACUGAUUGAUAAUUUCCGUCGCCGGUUAGUGCAGUUGCACAACAGUCCCGGAACGGAUCGUGUGAGCUCAACUAAAAUUCUCAACGCCAUCAAUUAUAUUACCUCAGUUCUCCAAGAGUGGGGUGAAAAUGUCCACUAUCUUCACCUACAUGCCGCUCUGUAUGGUCCGCACACAGACGAAAUAAGUUCCGUGUUUGACAAAACAAUCGAAGAGCUGGACCAUUGGCAAAAUACUUUGGUGAGGAAUCUCUCCUCUCGCGUGGUGGAUGAAGUGAAGGCAAAGUCGAGAUCCUAUCGGCACGACAUAUGGCCCAUCAUUGACCAGCUGGACACGAAGGAAACCUUCAUGCUGUCCGCUACGUCUAGCGAAAUGUUUCAGGUUCUGGUGAACAAUCUGCACAACCUGGAGAGUGAGUUGUCUUCUAACGUAUUCUCCAUUGCGAUACGUCUCAUCGCUCUCCAGCUGGAUGAGUGGUUGAUAGAUGGAAUGGUGAUGAACACUAUGUUUUCGACGGGUGGAGCGCUUCAGUUUCAGUAUGACAUGACAAGGAAUCUGUUUGCGCUGUUUGGUCAGUACGCACGAAAACCGAGCUUGCUGUUCAAAAGAAUCAACGACACCUGUCUAUUGCUUACGCUACCUCUCGGAUCGGCCUUGCUUUUGCAUGAGACUGUCUCCUCCGAACAGUCGGAGGAAGCAGUGACGAGCACACUGAAAGAGAUGGGCCUAAUGAUACUUCGAAAACCUAUGGUCUUGGAAGUGUUGGAGAGGCGAAAUGAUAUUGCACAUUCCUAAUUUGGUGUAAUACCUCAUUCGUGUUGAAAUUAUUGUCAUCAUCAACCAAAUGACUAUGACUGGAAUGGCAAUUGUUCAUGUCAUACCCAGAUCCUGAUUUGUCGAUUGAAAAUGAUGUGUACGUUUCUUUAUGUUUGUUAAUAAAUUGAUUGUGGUGUAUAUACAGUAA